Molecule: messenger RNA, 840 nt
Organism: Prorocentrum cordatum
Lineage: Eukaryota; Dinophyceae; Prorocentrales; Prorocentraceae
Source: the annotation of a GenBank genome assembly
GGCGCCCCGAGCGUGCAGGGCGUGGAGGGCGAGCAGGGGCAGUGGGCUUUGGCGCCGCUCAGCGUGGACUGGGAGGCGAAGUUGGAGCCCGGCGUCACCAGCUGCAGCGAGGCGCUCGAGAGGGGGGGGAAGGUUAUCCACGUUGCCGAGCUCGAGUCGAGGCUGCCCAGCAUGGCGGAUGAGGCCUCAGAUGAGGGUAGUGAAGGUGCUGACGGUAGAGCACGUCGAGAGCAUCUUCCACGCGAGACAGAGCGGGAUGGACCCCCAGAGCCCCGCGGCGUCGGAGAGGGCGAGGGGGAAGAAGCCGAGCUGAUCGAGGUGGCGUCGAUGGGCGUCGUGGACGUGGACUCGGAGGCCGAGCUGAUCGAGGCGUCGUUGGGCGUCGUGGACGUGGGCUCGGGGGAGGCUUCGGAGGGCGAGGUGGUCGCGGGAGGCUCCGACUGGCUGGCUCCAGGUGUCUGGCAAACGCGAGACCAUGUAGAGGAGGCGGAGGCUUUUGCCGAGGGUCUGGCAGCUGGAUGGCGCCUGGCUGGACGGGGCGGCGCCGCGGCGGAGAGCUCGGAGGCGGCCCCCACGGCGGCUGUGGCUGUAAGCCAGGCGUUGUGGUGGAGGCAGAGACGGCGCCAGAAGGAGGAUCCUUCGGUGCUGGAAGAACCGUGCGUGCGCGGUGAUACGGCAGUUAGUCGACCUGAAGGGAGAGCUGGGCGGCGUUCUCAGCAUAUCGACCUGGGGGUGACGGCGCCGCGGCAGGUGCUGAGACCUGAGUCGUGCCUUGUGGCGGGAUCCGCUGGGGGGAGUGGGGGAAGAGAAAAAACAAACCCACAUGGAAGAUCAUGUUGA